Messenger RNA from Austrofundulus limnaeus, 491 nucleotides. RefSeq lists its product as uncharacterized. The record is from RefSeq and is a predicted model, not a curated record. Lineage: Eukaryota; Metazoa; Chordata; Actinopteri; Cyprinodontiformes; Rivulidae. Gene Ontology annotation, molecular function: protein binding.
GAAAUGAGGAAACGGGCCUUGGAGAACAUUGAGGAAAGGCGUAGAAUGGCCAUCAGGGAACGCUGUCUUCGACUGGCUGAUCGAGAGGAACCCAACGAUGGAAUUUCCUUGAAGUUCAAGUUCCCUGAUGGUUCAGUAAAGAUGGGCAAAUUUAAUGAAUCUGAGCCAAUUCAGGUUCUCUUUGACUUUAUUGGUCAAGCUGAGGAAGCCAGUGAAAUUUUUAAGGUGCAGGAAGCCACUAGUUGCACAGCCAUUGCGAGUACCUCAAGUGGGAUAAUUUCAGAGCAAGGAAUCAGGACUAAUUCCACAUUCUAUGUACUUUGGAUGUCAAGCAUGGAUGUUGAAGAAUGGAUUUCCAGUCAUAUGGAAAAUGAACAACCACAGACCACAGGGGCUGCCUCUGAGCUGCUCUUGAAUCCACAUGGUCUUCUGCCUUCCAGUCCAAUACCAGACUUGUCCCAGAUACCAAUUCUGAUAGAUGAUGAUGAUGA